Messenger RNA from Cynocephalus volans (Philippine flying lemur), 342 nucleotides. RefSeq names its product pancreatic progenitor cell differentiation and proliferation factor-like. The record is from RefSeq and is a predicted model, not a curated record. Gene Ontology annotation, biological process: multicellular organism development; cell differentiation. NCBI's taxonomy places the organism in Eukaryota, Metazoa, Chordata, Mammalia, Dermoptera, Cynocephalidae. The transcript has a single exon. Bases 1 to 342 code for a protein of 113 amino acids.
AUGGCAGCCAUUCCUUCCAGUGGCUCGCUCAUGGCCACCCACAACUACUACUGGCACCGCCUGAGUUCCACUUCCAGCAACAGCUCCUGUGGAAGUGCCGACUACUCUGGGGAAGCCCUCCCCCUCCACCCGGGUCUCCCCAUAGUCAACCCUGCUCACUGGUGGGUGAGCUUCUUUUUCAGGAAGUCCAUGCUCCCAUUCAUGGCCAUGGUGUUGAAGACCCCAGAGCACCUGGAAUGCCCCCAGGCCUCCAGCAGCAUGAUCACUUGUGGCCUGGCUCAUGAAGCCACGAGGACACAGUGUGGCCAGCCCAGCACAGCCAGCACCAGGCCCCUAUCCUGA